GACUGCAAAUCCCAGAAUUCAGUUUUCUUGCGGACGAAAAUGUUAGCAGUGGCAAGGCAGCGCUCUUCCUUUAUGAACGUUUUACCGGCAAAUAAAAACAGCAGAAUUUGUUAUUUUCGUGUGACAGUUAAACACUUCAUAGUUUAACUCAUUUACAUUUCUUCAAGAAAUUGUUGAUGCAUAUACAGUACAGUACGAAUGUGAAAAGAUAUCGAUGACCGUUGGGUGGAGCCGAGCUGACAGGCACCUGCGCUCACCGCGGCGCUCUGUUCCUGCCAUGGAUUACAAGCACAUUGCGAGCACAGUGGCUGACAACCUCCUCAACUGCAGCAAAGACCAGACAGGGUGGAAAGUGUGCAAGAAAACGAAUGAAGUAACAGUUCACUGGAGGCCUUCAACCGAGUUUCCAGGAAAUUUAUACAAAGGAGUGGGCGCUGUCAAUGGGAGCCCAGAAAAGGUGUGGGGGUGCCUGGAACCAGUGCCAGAUGGGCUCAGAGUCAAGUGGGACAACAAUGUCAAGAGGUUUGAGCUCAUAGAAAAGAUCGAUGACAAUGUGUCUGUGUGCAGAACGGUCACUCCCUCUGCUGCAAUGGGCCUUAUAUCGCCUCGAGACUUCGUGGAUGUUGUUUUAGUUAAGCAAUAUGAAGAUGGCACCAUUACUUCAAAUGCAACCAAUGUGGAACAUCCUGACUGCCCACCCAAACCAGGCUAUGUCCGAGGGUACAACCACUCCUGUGGGUGUUUCUGUGUUCCCAUUCCAGGAGAGCCAAACAAGACACAGCUGUUAAGCUUUUUUCAGACCGACCUGGGAGGCUUUCUCCCACGAUCUGUGGUGGAUUCCUUCUUCCCCUCCAGUAUGGCCGAGUUUUACAGCAACCUGGCAAAAGCAGUGAAAACACUCAAAGACAAUUGACAGUCCUUAUUAGAAAUUUAAAAAAACAAUCACAUCAAACUGAAACUUUGUUUAUUCCAAUUACUGGAAAACUGUACCUUUAUUCCUGACUGUACAGCGGUAUCACAGAUGCUGCCAAAUGCCCUUUAAUGUCACAGAAAAAAGUACUUGAAUAUCAGUAUAUAAUAGUAUAUCAGUAUAUAAUAAUAUAAGUAUAUAAUAUAUCAGUAUGAAGUAUAAAGUACUGAAUAUCAAACAGUAUUUAUUACCACUAUAGAUCAAAUUUAAUUUAAAAUACAAAUAUUAAAUUUGUAUAAUGAAAUGUGCUUUUUGUAGAUGGUCUUUUAUUUCUAUCUUGUGACUCUACUAAUCGCUUAGUUGUUUUGUCAAAUUUUCACUGACAUUCCAUUUUUUUUUAAAUGGUUAUUUAGGCUAACAGGCUAGGUACAGGGUGUAUACCAUUUCUGUGAAGAGUGAUUGGGUGAGACUGAUUUUUUUUACAUCUACCACAGAAGCAUACUGCGAGGUAAUUUAUUUUGUAAAGAAGAUAAGACUGUACUGUGUUGUUGGUGUAUACUGGUGUAUACUAAAAGCUAGGCACUUUUUAAAGGUUUGCCAAUAGUCAUUAGCUGUGACAGAGCUAGUAGUAAAACUGCGGUCCGUUAGGUAAAACAGAGAGCCAGCAUGAAUAAUGUACAACUUGUUAAUGUUCCUCUUGAGUCAUGAAUUUCUCUGUAAACUGUUAAUUAAGUGUACGGAUACCAGCUGUGUUGGUCCACUGUUCCCUGCCUUCUUCACACUGAAAAACACUUUUUUAAUUAUUUGAGUUGUUACUUAAGUACAUUCAGACAUAAUUGUGAGUUUGCUUAUUUGGUAUUGGCUAAUAUGCAUGGUCUCAUUUUUUAGAUUUUUAAUUUCUGAAAUUAAAUUGAAGAUUUUCAUUCAUUCUGUGUCAUGCAUACUCAGGAUAUGUCUACGUUUAUACAUUGUCCGCCCUGGAAAACUUUAUUUAGCAGUAAUAUAAAGAUCAGUUUUAAUAUUGAUGAGUAGACUAUACAGUAUAAACAGUACCAAUGCUAUGCUAUAUGUUUCUGUCACUUACAAUUAUUGUGUUUUAGCAUUUGUGUGUAUCGGUCUUGAAUUAAGAGAUGACGUUUGGUCAUGUACACUGUACAAGUUGAUUAUAUUUUAGAUUAUUUGAUCAUUUAUUUUUAGAACACUUUUGUAAUAGAUAUCCUAAUGAAUGAGAUAUGGACAUACCUUAAUAUGUGAAUCAAUUAAUAUGUGAAUCAAUUGCUGCUAUUAGAAAACAAUCACCUAAAUGUACUUGGCAUUAUAAUAUUUAAUAAAAUGAGAUAACUGCAACACUGAG
Messenger RNA from Lepisosteus oculatus (spotted gar), 2264 nucleotides. RefSeq names its product StAR related lipid transfer domain containing 5 (gene stard5). Gene Ontology annotation, molecular function: cholesterol binding; cholesterol transfer activity. Gene Ontology annotation, biological process: cholesterol import. Lineage: Eukaryota; Metazoa; Chordata; Actinopteri; Semionotiformes; Lepisosteidae. The record is from RefSeq and is a predicted model, not a curated record.